CAUAUCCCAUAUAAGAGCGCAAGUAUGGACCCGAUCAUAUUGAUAUGUUUCGGAAGUAAAUGUAGUAAUAAUUGUUUUCAGGCAUUGACUAUGCCAUUGUCAGACUAACCAGACUAUUCAAAACAGCCUUGCAAAGUUUUAAAUGCGGUUAUCAGUAGAUAAGUUGUAAAAACCUGACGUCAAUCAGGUCUGUUGAGCAACGUAGCAAGGAAGGUUGAAAUAUGUGAAAAAACCUUGUCUGUCGCUCAUUUUCAAGUAUUUAUUAUGAAGCCAUAUCGCCAAAAAACGCAUAGAUGGCAUGCCGAAUAAAGCUUAGAAAUCACUGAUGCUUUCUGUCAGAAAACCAUACCUGCCGGACGAUAUUUCUUGGCGGUGGAAGGGAGAGCUAUGGGUCCUGGAACUGAGUUGUGUUGUCAAAUCGUACAGCUGUGUACCUACUACAACUACUAGCUACUGUGUGCUGGCAAUGUAGGAUUCUGGGAGCUAGGGGUGGUUUCACAAGAGGAAGUUUGUUGCCUUCGUUUACUGUAGAGUUUGGGGCGGUCUGGAGGGCUUCGGGAAUACAAACCGGGACGUGGCUGGGAGAAUGAUUGAAUGAGGAGCUCACACUGCUUGGCGGAUUUGGCGCUGAUGAUUUUACACAUUUGGAGUUUAUAUUUAGAUCAGUCUAAUGAGCUUCUUUGAGCCGCACAAAACCACCUCUGCAUCUCUCAAGCACUGCCACUAGGGGGCAGCACUGAAAAUGUAGACAGGAUCUCUCUGUUGCACACAGUCUCCUGACUGGAGGCUUGGAGUGGGACCAGGCGAAGUGGAGCAGGCAGGAUGUGGGGGCUGCUUGCGUUGCUGUACCUGGGCCUGGGGGCGGGGCUACAGGAGAACCAGGUGGCGCAGCAGGCCAUCCGGCUGCACCGGGGGCGGGGCGUGGUGGCGACCCAGGCCCGGCAGUGGGUGGCUGAGAACUGCAGGCGUCUCUCCGGCCUCCUGAGGCAGAAGAAGGCUGCGGUGAGGAAGCUGGCCGUCGCCAUAGUGGCCACCGAGCAAGACCGCUUUCUCUCCGGCCCUGAGAAGCUCUUCCAGGUGCACACGCUGGAGAUCUUCCAGAAGGAGCUCAACGAGAGCGAGAAGUCUGUGUUCCAGGCUGUGGUGGGGCUCCAGCGCGCCCUGCAGGGGGACUACAAGGACGUGGUAAACAUGAAGGAGAGCAGCCGGCAGAGGCUGGAGGCCCUCAGGGAGGCUGCCAUCAAGGAGGAGCAGGAGUAUGUGGAGCUGAUCGCUGCAGAGAAACACCAGCAGGAGGCGCUGAAGAUUGUGCAGGACCAGAACAAAACCCUGUCUGUACUGGACGAGAUCCUGGAGGACGUGAGGCGGGCGGCUGACCGGCUCGAGGAGGAAAUCGAGGACCACGUGUUUGACUACAACAAGCAGAUGAAGGGAGUGAACGUGGAGGCGGUUCUCCGGGUGGAGGAUGAGGAAGACUCCCAGAGGAACAUGUCCAAACGGGAGGUGGAGGAUGACCUGGGUCUGAGCAUGCUCAUUGACUCCCAGAAUAACCAGUAUGUCCUGACCAAGCCCCGCGACUCCACCAUGCCCCGGGCGGACCACCACUUCAUCCAGGACCUGGUGUCACUGUUCAUGCUGUCCCUGCCCUGCGGUUGGCUGUGUACUCUGGUGGGACUGCCCACCAUGUUCGGACACAUCAUCUGUGGGGUCCUCCUGGGCCCCUCCGGGCUCAACAGCAUUAAGUCCAUGGUACAGGUGGAGACUUUGGGAGAAUUUGGUGUGUUCUUCACUCUGUUUGUUGUUGGCCUGGAAUUCUCCCCUGAACGCCUGCGUAAGGUGUGGAGGAUCUCGGUGCAGGGGCCGUGUUACAUGACCCUGUUGAUGGUGGGGGUAGGGCUGCUGUGGGGGCACCUGCUGCAGAUCCGUUCCACUCAGACAGUGUUCAUCUUCAGCUGCCUCUCCCUCUCCAGCACCCCCCUGGUGUCUCGCUUUCUGGCUGGGGGGACACGGGGGGAGAAGGAAGGUGAGUUGGACUACAGUAGUGUUCUGCUGGGGAUGUUGGUGAUGCAGGAUGUCCAGCUUGGGCUGUUCAUCGCCGUCAUGCCUACCAUGAUUCAGGUUGGGAAUGGGACCCUAGACAGGGUGGUCAGUGUUGAGUGUUUACUGUUCAAGUAUGGUCAGUGUGGUCAGUGUGUGGUCAUCGGGGGCCUUCGUGUUGUGCUGCUGCUGGGCCUGGUUCUCGUCUCCCUGGCGGUGGUGCUGCUGAUAUGCGCUCUGCUCAGGUCCUACGUGAUUGGCCCGUACUACAGGAAGCUGCAUGCAGAGUGCAAGGGCAGCAAGGAGAUCCUCGUGCUGGGGACAUCAGCCUUCAUCUUUCUCAUGCUGAAGGUGACCGAUUUCCUGAGCGUUUCCAUGGAGCUGGGCUGCUUCCUGGCUGGAGCUCUCCUUUCCUCCCAGGGUCACAUGGUCACUGGGGAGGUCUUGAGCUGCAUUGAGCCAAUCAGAGACUUCCUAGCCGUCAUUUUCUUUGCUUCCAUUGGAUUCCAUGUGUUCCCUACCUUUGUGGCCUACGAGUUGACCAUUCUGAUGGUGCUGACUCUGUCUCUGGUCAUCAUGAAGUUUGUCAUGGCGGUGCUAGUGCUGUCUGUAAUCCUGCCCCCGUCUAGCUGCCACAUCCGUUGGAUCGUGUCAGCUGGGCUGGCGCAGGUCAGCGAGUUCUCCUUUGUCCUGGGGAGCCGCGCCCGUCGAGCAGGCAUCAUCUCCCGAGAGGUGUAUCUGCUGGUCCUCAGUGUCACCACACUGAGUCUGCUCCUGGCACCUGUUUUGUGGAGAGUUGCUAUCCUCAAGUGCGUCCCCAGAACAGAGCGGAGGUCUGCCACCUGACCCCUGGAAGAGGAGGCAUAGGACAUGGGGUUCAGAGGUCAUUGUGGUGUCAGGGGGCAGCUGUUGGUUAACUGGACAGUUGGUUUCAAUGCUUUAUACUUCCACGGUUUUAUAUCUACAACACUGUGUUCUUUGUGAUUGUUGAGUAGUGAAUAGUAAUAAUAAUGAACAGUUCAGAAAGGGAACAAUAGGAAGGUGAUGAGAGUUAAAAUGUCACCUAUGCACCAUGUACCUCGCUAUAAACAUGAUUAUCAGCACAGGGUGCAUUCGUACCAGUUGGACCAAGGCCUGUCUUAAAGAGGAGUAUGUCAGACCCUGAACAAAGAUUUAAGCUGAGCAUAACCUUUAAGCUUGUUGUACCAUCUGGACCAAACCUUUUCUUUCCCAUGCAACAUGAAUUGAAAGGUUGGAUUUUUUUAUAUGAGACGUAUAUCAACUCCAAAAUUAGUUCUCAUUUCAGUUAGAUCACGUCUGACCAUACUUCUGUGACUGUGUCUCACUUGCACGUCAGAGGCCUACUCGUCUGCAGCAAGCUGCCUCUGAUGGCAAGGCAAAAAUCUCAAAAUGGACCUUGACAGGACGCAUAUUUCGGAUGCGCUUUGACUGUGAAUAACAGAGAACAUUGGCACACACACGUCCUCAGUGUUUACAAAAGUGACAGCAGAGGAAUAUACAGCUGACAUAGCUUUUUUCUAUUUCUAUUAUCUAUGUUUUUUACUUUUAACUACAACAUCACUCAUAGUUUAUUUAAUCUGUUAUUUGACCUUUUAUUUUUCAUUUAAUGCUCCAUUAUUUUGUCAGUAGACUGAAAUGUGAACAAGGAAAUGUAGGUGCAUGCAACAAGCCAAGCCCAGCAAUGAUCAUUGUGUGUAUUCACAUGAUUGUAUCACCAAACACAGCUAUUGCCCCGCUAAUGUUCAACUGAUGCAGUGGGUGUAAUGUUGGAUGACCGGCUCACCCAAGCUGAAAGUCUUGGCAGGAAUAUAAGGCCAGAUUUUGCACAUGGCAGCUGGUGGGGCUGCAAGCCCCUAAAGUCACCCUCUGUGCCCCAUGUGCAGGUGGUUUGUUCUGCAUCACUGAAUGUGUUUUUUAAAUUUUAAAUUAAAUAUAGAAAUGUUUUGCCUACGCAACACUGAAUAUUGCACCUCGGUCUAACUUCUACAUUUUGUCAGAGCUUUUCUGAAUACCUGAAUUGCCUUUGUUUCUUCCUGUGACUAAGCAGCCUUAGAAAUAGUCGUAUCCUUUUCUCUGUCACUUAAUUACUGGUUUUUACAGUU
Molecule: messenger RNA, 4160 nt
Organism: Conger conger (European conger)
Lineage: Eukaryota; Metazoa; Chordata; Actinopteri; Anguilliformes; Congridae
Gene: slc9d1
Product: transmembrane and coiled-coil domains 3
Exons: 14
Coding region: 823-2883 (686 amino acids)
Biological process (GO): proton transmembrane transport; potassium ion transmembrane transport
Cellular component (GO): membrane
Molecular function (GO): potassium:proton antiporter activity
Source: RefSeq, a predicted model, not a curated record